CCUCCCCGCCGACAUCAUGCUGCAGUUCCUGCUUGGAUUUACUUUGGGCAACGUGGUUGGGAUGAAUCUGGCUCAGAACUAUGAUAUACCAAACCUGGCUAAAAAAACUGAAGAGAUCAAAAAGGACUUGGAAGCAAAAAAGAAGCCCUCCAGUUCCUGA
Molecule: messenger RNA, 160 nt
Organism: Perognathus longimembris pacificus (Pacific pocket mouse)
Lineage: Eukaryota; Metazoa; Chordata; Mammalia; Rodentia; Heteromyidae
Product: short transmembrane mitochondrial protein 1-like
Exons: 1
Coding region: 17-160 (47 amino acids)
Source: RefSeq, a predicted model, not a curated record